CCAAACCGGUCAUGAGAGGCUAGUAAGUCGCUACACGCACCGCGCUUGUGAAUUUCUGUUUUGUGGCGGAAUAUUGCGGAUUUAUACUACGCGGACGCCGCGGGCAGCCGGUACCUCGAAAGAUGGGAGCGUACUUGUCGGAGCCGAUUACCAAGAAGAUCUCGAGCGACGAGGUGGGCAAGAACGUCGCGUACGGCGCGAGUUCUAUGCAGGGCUGGCGCAUCAGUCAGGAGGAUGCACACAACUGUUGCAUAAAUUUUGACGACGAUGCCUCGUUAUUCGCCGUAUACGACGGCCACGGGGGUCACGAAGUGGCGACGUAUUGCGCACGCAAUCUACCGGAAUUCAUCAAGCAGACCGAAGCUUACAAGAGAGGUGACGUGGCACAAGCUCUGAUAGACGCCUUCUUGGGUUUCGACGCUACUCUAACGAAACCCGAAGUGGUGAAUAUGCUGAAAGAACUCGCAGGUGCCGGAUCGGACAAGAACGAGGGUGACUCGAACGAAUCCGAUGAGGAGGAGAAUGUUCGUAAUCUGUGUAUGGAGGCUGAGAUGCCGUUGGAGCAGGUGAUGGCCAAGUAUCAGCAAUCGGAGAUCUCGAAUUCUCACGUGAAAAGUCCGAAGGGAAGCGAGAAAUGCAAACGCACCUGCCUCGCGAGCCCGUAUCUGCGCGGCCGAAGAGGACGGGAGAAGCCGGGCUGUUCGUCGUCCGGCGCUGGCUGUUCGUCCUCACCGUCGUUCCUCUUACCACCGCCGCCGCCGCCACUGUCAUCCGCCGCCGAGUCGAGCCUGGUCACCGCUCCCUGGAAUACGAACGACGAGACGGACGUGAGUAGUUCCAGUCAGCCGUGCGGUUCGUCCAGCACGGUGGAGCGUAAGGAUACCGACGACUGUCCGGCGAGCAAUGAGGCCGAACAGGUGCUGGACUCGACGACGAGUAACGGCAAUUCUCACGCGUCCACACCGGUCGGCUCGACCGCGGACCUGGAGCCCGCCAAGUCUAUGGACAUGCCCGACAGUUCGGGGGACGUGAAGGAGGAAGUGUCGAGUCUCAGCAAGACGUCAGCGUGCGUCAAGCCGGCGGCAGAGCCGACGGACGGCGUGAACGGCGCUGAGACCAAGAGGAUCGAGGACGCGGACAGUAGUAAAGGCGGCGGUGACAAUGUGUCCAGCAGUUCCUGUACACCCGUGGAGAACGGGGACGCCGGCCAGCAGGAGCGGAUAACCAGCAGCGGACGGAGAAGAAUCCAAUCGGUGGAUCUCUACCAAAGUCUGCUGAAGAAGCAUCACGACGAUUCCGAGGAGGAUGACGAUGACGACGAUGAGAACGACGAGACGUUCGACGGCGUUCCCGAGAGCGACGACACGGAAGAUGUCGAUGAGGACGAGAGCGACGACGACGAGAUCGAGGGGGAAGAGGGCAUGGACGAGGACUCCGACGACGAAGCCGACGACUUCAUGACGAACACAGAGAAGCCCGGCGCCGACAGCGGAUGCACGGCCGUGGUGGCGAUACUCAAGGGAAACGAACUAUACGUGGCGAACGCCGGUGACUCCCGCUGUGUUCUCUGCAGAGACGGCCAAGCUGUCGAGCUCAGUCUGGACCACAAGCCCGAGGACGAGCCGGAAAUGGAGCGUAUAGUUAAAGCGGGCGGAGAGGUGACGAGCGACGGCAGGGUAAACGGCGGUCUGAAUCUCUCCCGGGCGCUCGGCGAUCACGCGUACAAACAGAACGUGGUGUUGCCGCCCCAGGAACAAAUGAUUUCCGCGCUGCCGGACGUGAGGCAAGUGACGAUCGAGCCCGAGAGGGACGAGUUCAUGGUGCUCGCGUGCGACGGUAUCUGGAACUUCAUGUCCAGUCAGAGCGUCGUCCAGUUCGUGCGCUCUCGCUUAUCGCAGAACUACGAGAACCUGUCCAAGAUCUGCGAAGAGCUGUUCGAUCAUUGCCUCGCACCGGACACUCUUGGCGAUGGGACGGGCUGCGACAACAUGACCGCCGUGAUAGUUCAGUUCAGAUUGCCGAAGGUGGCCGAGGAUGCUAAGAGCGACGAUACGGUCGCCGCGAGGAAGCGAUCGGUCUCGCCGGCCGGCGAGAACAACGAGUGUACCGCGGAUGAGAACCCGAUGAAUCCGUGCAAACGCCCCAAGACCGAGGCAGCUAUAUGAAGCAAGGGUAACAUCUCGCGUCAUCGAGCGAUAGUCGCCGGACGAUUAAGCGGACGAAUGUGAGUUUAAAUGUCAAAUUAGCCGCUAUUACACGGCGCGAAUCUUUAACACGACGGCGCUUACACGCGGUUUAACACACAUAGGUGUGCGCGGAAAAUAUAACGCUGAUGUAAGGUUGUUAGUGCUGACCGUUGAUGGCAGAUGACUGAAAUCGAUUUGGAGCACAUGAGGAUGAUACGGAUAUCUUUCUCGCAAACGGACACGCAAGCGAUUUUUUCAAUUACCUGUCGUGAACGACACCGUGCUUUUGUGUGUGUGUGUGUGUGUGUGUGCGUGCGUGCGUGCGUGCGUGCGUGCGUGCGUGAAAGCGGUAUGCGUCGCGCAUACGGAGAGAAAUUCGUUUCUUCUUCUCCUCCUUCGAAGAUCUACAUGCGUGUCUCCGGCAUUUGUGUGUGUCGCCACAUGUACGAAUGUGUGAAGUAUUAAAAGAUCGUCUGAUGAAAAUGUUUAGUUAUAUAUAUAUAUAUAUAUAUAUAUAUGUGUGUGUGUGUGUGUGUGUGUGUGUGUGUGUGUGUGUGUGUGUGUGUGUGUGAAUGUAUGUGUCGGAGAAAACGUUCAACACAACGGGCUAAUACAUUUUGUCGUUCGCAAGCUUCAGCAAGUCAGCAAUAAUACACACACACGCUCGAGAUUCUGACGGAACUACAAGCAGCUUUGAUUUCACGUCGUCCGUUGUUGUUUUUAUUUUUUUGUAUACCCUCCCCCCUCCCCCACCUCUUCGGAAGCAUUUACGCGAGUACUACAUUUAUGAGAAUACACAUACGAUAUAAGUAAUAACGUACGAUUUAAUGUAAAUGUAUAAAUUUUUCUCGUAGAACUUUAUGCGUUGUUGUAAAACUGGUAGUUUCUACUCUUUCACUUUUAGUUCUCAUACGUCUCAUAUAUUCAUUUGUCGAUCGAAGUGAAUUUUAUACCAAUGACGCAAUGAUACUGACAAGCUUAUGUGAGUAAUAACAUUAAUUCAAGUCCACACCAUUUGCCUUUUUUUUCUUACCUUUGAAUUUGAUUUCCGUUUAUUAUCCGUACGCACCCGAUCCUUGUCCUUUCUCUCUCUCUCUCUCUCUCUCUCUCUCUUUCUCUCUCUCUCGCUCCUUAUUCGGUUCUCUAAGUUAAUAGUAUUUUCGGACUAUAAAGUAUCGCAGUACUUUUCGAAUUGUGAGAACUGAAGGCGAAUAAAAUGAUUCAGAUAUUGAUAUAAUUAAAGAGUGCAAUGCGUUUUUUAUUUUAAUCAAGAAGAGAGAACUUCUGCAUUUCGUUUAUUAGUGACCCGUCUGGAUGCAAUCAUUGAUUACGUUCGUAUCGUUGUGUCAUUUGUUCGAAGCUACAACGUGACACAGUCACGUUAAUCAUAAAUGCGCUAAUCUCUCGAUAUUUUUUCAGUUCAAUAAUAAUGAUAAUUACUAUCAACUACUCCAUGUAUCAUCCCAUUUGCUCCAGCUACACUUACAAAGAAUAUAUUUCUUGAGUUUUUUAGAUUACAUAGUAUAUAAAUGUACAUAUAUUUAUAAAUGUAGACUUAUAGGACUUUAUAUUUGUAAUUCAAUACACACUAUCUCUCUUAUUUUUACGAAAUAGAAUUUAUUUUUGAAUCCCUGGGUAUAAUAUAGCGGUGUUGAAUGGAUGACGGGUGUGCGAAUAGUUUUAAGAUGUUCGAAUACUAUACUAUGUAAUACGAAGGCAACUGUAUGACGCGUUACCAAUUUGUGAUGUUAUAUUACCAACGACGUUGAGGGAGGAAGGAAACACGAGAAAAAAGGACUCUCUCUUUCUCUCGAAGUGGCGUCAAGCCAUAUCGGGCCCUAUGUCGAUUUCGGAACGAUCCAAAUUUCUUCGGAAACUUGCGUAAAUGUCGAAAAUAUGUUUUUGUAAAUUUAUAUAUACCUGUAUAGAUACACACGCGCGCGCACACACACACAUACACAGUAUGGCCACACAUUCUCUUCUUCUCUCUGUAGCUCUUCAGGGAAAUAGCAAAGGUAUCGCGAAGAAAUUUUGCUACAAACUCAAGAUAUUAUUAUUACAAUAUUUGGUACUUGGAUAUCAAUUAAUUAGCGGAAUUACUUAUGAUAUUACGAAGAGUCGCGGAAUUUUCUCUAUUUGAACCGAACGCAUGAAAUAUUUUGCGACGUUACGAAAUGGAGAUACUCGUGGUGAACAAACGCAGGCGGAGCAUGUUGUACUUUGGAGUAAACCGACGGUUUAUGCAGCUGUGCUGGAAAAACGAUGAGGUUCUCUUUGUGAGCGGGCUCUCGUUGCGGUAGUUAAAUGAAAGAUGUUCUUGCCUUCCGAUUCACUCGUUUGCGCGUAAUAUUGCUCACUUUGUACUUGUCCGUAACGUAAAUAUGAAAAAACGUGUGUAUGUGUGUUUAAGGAACCAGCUUUGUAAUAUUUUGGUCUGACAUACAAUUACACGCCGGUUCGAUUGAAUUUUUAUCGAGCAACUGAUGUUGUCCGACGCUAAUCACAAUACUUGUUUUGCGAUUCUAAAAUUCGAUCAUUCGAAAUUGUAAUAUAUACAUACACGCACACACACAUAACACGACAAAAAACAAAAUCAUACAUAAGAAAAUUUCAAUACGUGUAGAGUUGAAAAGCACGAAAAUCGAUACACGAGAUUGACUUGGGAACUGAAACUGAAACGCUAGGACCCGGUUUGAUCAGCUGUGACAUCUUUGCGAUAUCCGUGAGACUUUCCGCUAUGAUAUAUAUAUAAAUAUGGCUCGUCGAUACUCGCGUGUGUAAUCUCGCAGCUGGUAAUUAGACGGUAACUUCGGUUAGAAGAACGAACUUCUGGUUGAACGCGCAAUUACGAUACUUGUAUGUGUGUGUGUGUGUGUAAAUACCGUUCGCAAGGUGUGAUCAGUAGCGUUUUAACGAUACUAGGCGUGAUAUCUGGUAUCACUCGGAAUGAACUGAUGUGCCUUUCCAAUUCAGGGGUUGACAGCCUCCUCCGCAACACGUGUGUAUGUACAUUCGACUCCGUCUCAAGAAGAAAAGGUUUGCGCCCAAACACCCUGUCUUUAGCUGCAAACUCCGUCAUACACCUAUGUAUAAUAAUAUCUUGUUUCAUAAUAUACAUGUCGCUCGAAUCAA
This is a messenger RNA of Dinoponera quadriceps, 5318 nucleotides long. Its product is annotated as probable protein phosphatase 2C 11. The transcript has 6 exons. Gene Ontology annotation, molecular function: cation binding; protein serine/threonine phosphatase activity. The record is from RefSeq and is a predicted model, not a curated record. NCBI's taxonomy places the organism in Eukaryota, Metazoa, Arthropoda, Insecta, Hymenoptera, Formicidae. Gene Ontology annotation, biological process: protein dephosphorylation. The coding region runs from base 123 to 2165 and encodes 680 amino acids.